This is a messenger RNA of Zophobas morio, 799 nucleotides long. RefSeq names its product lymphoid-specific helicase-like. Gene Ontology annotation, molecular function: chromatin binding. Lineage: Eukaryota; Metazoa; Arthropoda; Insecta; Coleoptera; Tenebrionidae. The transcript has 7 exons. Gene Ontology annotation, cellular component: pericentric heterochromatin; nucleus. The record is from RefSeq and is a predicted model, not a curated record. Gene Ontology annotation, biological process: negative regulation of gene expression via chromosomal CpG island methylation; DNA methylation-dependent constitutive heterochromatin formation; pericentric heterochromatin formation. The coding region runs from base 149 to 730 and encodes 193 amino acids.
GGAGAGUCAGACCUAUUCACCGUUUUUGUCAUCAACUUAUUAGGCAAUUUACUUUUAAUAUAGUCGUGAGAAAACUAACUUAAAAUAGUUUGUUAUCUGAGUAAAGUAAAUUUAAACCUCCAGUACGCAUACUUUUUCGUUUUCGACAAUGCUAGGAAACUCUAAAGUAUCAACAAAUGGAAAUACUAGCGAAGGAGAGACAGAAAAACAGCUACUUCGUUUAAAGCAUUUAGUUGAAAAGACUUCCAUCUAUUCUAAAUUUUUGUAUGAAAGGAUGAAGGAACAGCAAGAGAUAAAGGUCAAGGAAAAACUGAGAACUCAAAAUAGGUUAACUAAGAAACUCAAGUUAGAAUCUUCUAAAAUAAAACUUACACCAGAAAAAUGUCAAAGCCUUGCUUCUUCGGCUAAAGUAUCAAUGUUUAGAACCAAGGAAAAAGGUGGUGACUCUGUUGUUUUAAAAAAGGCUUCCCAGUCUAUAAAAAAACCGAGCAAUAAGUACACUAUUGCGGACUACUUAACCGAAGCUGAUUUUGAUUUAACUUUGAAGGAUUCUUCAGAUUUUGCUAGUGAGGCAGAAUCAGUGGACAGUUAUUCCCGCAUCAUCAAUGGCCAACGCGCGUCCGACAGACAGCCGGAACUCGUGACGGGCGGCGUCUUAAGGGACUACCAAUUAGUGACAAUUCAGUUCCACCGCCUUUACUUUUUUUUAGAAGAGAAAUUUUUAAUGUGAAAAAACACAGAAUAAGGCUUUUGUAAAUUUAAUUACCGCUUGCUCCCUUGUACUGCUCUGUACAGCGCC